This is a messenger RNA of Copidosoma floridanum, 540 nucleotides long. RefSeq names its product coiled-coil domain-containing protein 86. NCBI's taxonomy places the organism in Eukaryota, Metazoa, Arthropoda, Insecta, Hymenoptera, Encyrtidae. Gene Ontology annotation, cellular component: nucleolus. The record is from RefSeq and is a predicted model, not a curated record.
UUGCCAUAAAUAUCUGGAGUGCAGGGUUUUAUUCAUGUCAAAAUGGUGGAGACACAAGAAAAAACAAUAAAUGCCGAAGAUUUGUUAGCAGUUUGCACUGCUUCACAGAAUAUGAUUAGUGGUUCUGAUUUAAAUAAAAAGUCUACAUCAGCAGAUGACAUCAAGAACAAAACACAUGGAAAACCAAAGCCAAGUAAAGUGAUUCCCAGAGGUAAACCAAAGUCUGGUCGAGUAUGGAAAGAACCUAAACAGAGGUUUAAAUCAAUAAUUAAAACCAAGGGCCUUCAAUUGUCCCUCGAGAAAAAACAAAAAUUAAGAGAAGAUUUAAAAAGAGCCAAGGAACUGUCAAGGGAAAUAAAAGCGCAAAAAGAAGCUGAAAAACAAGCAAAAAAAGAAAGAAGAAAGCAGAAUCUGAAGAGGCAGGAGGAAAAUCAAAAAAAGAGCGAAAUCGUACAAGUGAUUAAAAAUCCAGCCAAGAUAAAAAGAAUGAAGAAAAAACAACUACGAAUGAUUGAAAAGCGUGACACUAUAAAGACAUGA